Molecule: messenger RNA, 990 nt
Organism: Sclerotinia sclerotiorum 1980 UF-70
Lineage: Eukaryota; Fungi; Ascomycota; Leotiomycetes; Helotiales; Sclerotiniaceae
Exons: 2
Coding region: 1-990 (329 amino acids)
Source: RefSeq, a predicted model, not a curated record
AUGGCCGGCUUUCGAUUCUAUACUCGCCGAUUGCGGGCCUUGAUAUCUGCGGCUACCAUUCAGGUAAUUCUCAUACUCUUCCUUAUACUUUUACUCGUCAGAUUCGUUCUUCACAACAAUCAUGAUCCGGAGCCACUUCCACCCAUGCCGGGUCCGAUAACAACAGUUGAUGAUCCUGCAAUUGACUGGUUUAAAUUCGCAUAUGUUCAAUAUGUCACCUCGCCCGAAUAUCUCUGUAGCGCUCUCAUGCUCUGGUCUCAGGUCGAGACAAUCGGUAGUCGUGCUCAACGACUAAUGUUAUAUCCUUCGCAUUGGAUACUCGAAGAAACCGAUGAUACUCUCCCUUCCAAACCUCUCACACCCAUUGCCCGACUGUUGAAACAGGUGCAAACGGAUUAUUACGUUAAGCUUCAACCGGUGGAGGUUUUACAUCAGAACCACACGGAUCGAGCAAUAUGGUCAGAUUCAUACACCAAACUUCUAGCCUUCAACCUCACGCAUAACCUAUUUCAACAAGUCGAAUCUGCUGUGCAGCAUGUCGGACCAAAUGAAUAUGACAUGGAUAUCCUGAAUGCUCUCUUCGCACCACACAUUCUAGCCAUGCCACCACGACCAUACCACCUUCUCUCGAGUGAAUUUCGUCGCAAAUCACAUAAGGAAUAUUUGGGUGAUGCGAAAGAACUUUGGGAUCCAGGUGAGAUAUUGGCAGAAGCAAAAUAUAUGCAUUUUUCCGAUUGGCCCAUCCCAAAACCGUGGAUCAGAGCCACGAAAGAGGAAUUGAAUAAAUAUAUGCCGGAAUGUGGGGAAAAUGAAUGGUUUGGAGCGACGGAUUGUAGGGAUAGGACAAUUUGGUUGGGUUUGUAUGGGAUGUUUGCGAGGAGGAGAAAGGAGGUUUGUGGGGUGGGGUUUGAGUUACAACAGAGAGUUUUGAUUGGUGAUAAGGGGUUUAAGGGUUUGAAGGGUGAGGUGGGUGUUGAAGGAUUGGUAUAG